GACAUAUCGGCUUGCACAGAGCCUCUCGAGGACCCUGACGACCAGUCCCACCUCUCACACAUAACUCCCGGCCCCCCUCCCCCGCUACUCGCCCUGCGGCCAAGUGUUUCUGACCCUGCCGAGACUGGGGUGUUACUGUUGACGAGCACGGCCAACUUCACCGCUGCCCCAUGGAUAUAUCCCGGCUAGUCCAGCUCCUGACUGCCAUGUGUGAUUUCCGAUAAGCUGCCGUCGUUGGGUCGCUACUCUCUCUCUCUCUCUCCCUUUCACUCUCUCCUCUUCUCUCUCCCUCGCUCAUCGCCUUGUCCCGUCUUCACCUCCCGGGACACCACCUACCACCUACCACCUACCAAGGAUCCAUCAGCCAAGCUGUUUCCUCACCAGAAUCAGCCUACGGCCUCAGGGGCGCCGCAGGACACUUCUCGCUCUCAGGCGAUAAUCACCCCUCUAAUACCCGAGAUGUCGGUACACUCGGCCUCUCCGUCGCCGUUGCAGAUGGCAGCCAACGGCCAACCGGAUGAAACGAAAAUGCCUCAGGGGCACUGCCGGUACAUCUUGCUUCAUCCCGAGGUCAAGGGCCGGAGGUGCGCAUGUGCCAACUUCUCGCUAAACAUGGACAUCCCCGGCGCAACCUGUGAAUGUGGGCAUCUGGCAUGUUUCCACAACAAGGAGCCCGAGCCCUCGACAGACCAGAAGCAGGAGCUCGAGCUUCUGAAACGGCGGCUGCAGCAACUCGAAGAGCAGAUGUCCAAAGGGCAAGACGACGUCUUGGACAGCGUCGUCAGCAGGCUGAACGAAGUGGAGGACCACUUGGAAAAGAGCAGGGAGGAGGUUGGUGAGCAAAUUAAGGGGGCCUACCGAAACGUCAGCAUGACCUGGCGUUCCAUCGAACAGGCCGAACGCAGGACUCAGCAGCACGACGAGCAACUCCGCCAGAUCUACGACAAGCUCCGCGAUCAUGACGAGCAGCUCGACAGGCUGCAUGCGGGGCAGCUGGAGCUCCGAGACGCCGAUCUCAGCCUGGAGGAGCGCAUCGAGAACCUAACCGAGACGUUGGAAGAGGAAGAGGAACUGCGGUUGUCGGCAGCGCUGGCCGUCCGACCACCGCGAAGGAGGUCGACAUCCGACGCGUCUCGCCCAAACGUCCCUUUAGGCCCUUUAGGGGCGGGGGCCGCCCACCUACACCCGUAUCGAUCGCCGACGGGCGGCCCCAUCGCCAGCGCCAACACCAGCCCCUUCCCAGGACACGGCGACGACAUAGGGCGCGGCGGAAGACGCCUGACCCAACAACAACAACACCACUACCACUCACCGCGGCCGAGCCUCUCCCCUUCUGCCCGGCCCACGGGGCCCUGGACGGUGCACGUCUCCCUCCUACCCCAUGCCUAUGUGCCCAUGCCGUUCGAGCGCAACACAACGGCGUACCAGCGGUGCCUGUCGCGGGGCCUCCACCAGAUGAUCGCGGUGCAGGGGCGCGACGCGGCGUCGUUCAAGCAGGCGGUGGAGAAGGCGUUCGGGCAGUUCCUGCGGGGUCGCGAGUGGAUGCCGCUGCAGGCCAAGCUGUGCGACGCAGCAACCCUCCAGGGGCUGCCGAUGCUGCGGCAGCUCGACGACCCGGGCCGCCACCACCUGCUGGUGGGCGGCGCGCCGGGCUGUGACCACGAGUUCCUGCGGCGCCACUGCGCCGUCGUCGACCCCCACGGCGUCAUCGACUCCCUCUACAUCGCCAUGCGCCGCCACACCAUCAGCUGGCACACCCUCCGCCACGCGCCCGUCUUCCUCGACGGCCUCGAGUCCUGCUGGGCCCACGACGCCCUGCUCGACACCGACCCCUUCGACGACGCCGACAUGGCCGUCGACGACGAGGACCGCCCCGCCGCCGGCGACCUCACCACCGCCCUGCCGCCUGUCGCCGCGGCCGCGGCCGCGGGCGUGGUGGCGGGGCUCAAGCGCCCGCUGACGGAGAUGUCGCGGUCCAACAGCUUCAGCUCGGGGACGGCGGCCUCCGCCGCCGCGUCGACCGGCUCCGGGGGAGCAGAGGGAGGAGGAGGAGGUGACGAGGCGAGGGUGAAGAGGGCGUGCCCUGCCUCGUCGGUGGUGUCGGCGGCGGCGACGGGGGGCCAAGCGCCCGGGCCGAUCGUGGAUAUUAGUCGGAGGAGGGAUACCAUCAAGACUGCGUGAGUGGAGUGGUGUUGGGGGGGGGCAAAGUGCUAUUUUGGGGCUGGAUAUAGGUAACCGACCAUGCCCGCUUGGGUCAUGUGGCAUCCGGUGGGUGGCACAGGACGGUACGGGACGGUACAGAACUCGAUCACGUCUGGCCUGACUAGCCCGGCGAGGAAGAGGAUAAAUGGGCGUAAUGUUAUAGACUUGGGGGAUCAAGGGGGUCGCGCG
Messenger RNA from Chaetomium fimeti, 2391 nucleotides. RefSeq lists its product as uncharacterized. The record is from RefSeq and is a predicted model, not a curated record. The coding region runs from base 460 to 2181 and encodes 573 amino acids. The transcript has 2 exons. NCBI's taxonomy places the organism in Eukaryota, Fungi, Ascomycota, Sordariomycetes, Sordariales, Chaetomiaceae.